Messenger RNA from Diplodia corticola, 1611 nucleotides. RefSeq names its product sugar transporter. Lineage: Eukaryota; Fungi; Ascomycota; Dothideomycetes; Botryosphaeriales; Botryosphaeriaceae. Gene Ontology annotation, cellular component: membrane. The transcript has 10 exons. Bases 1 to 1611 code for a protein of 536 amino acids. The record is from RefSeq and is a predicted model, not a curated record. Gene Ontology annotation, biological process: transmembrane transport; carbohydrate transport. Gene Ontology annotation, molecular function: carbohydrate:proton symporter activity.
AUGGCUCCUCGCAUCCUUGAGCGCAAUGCGGCUGACAAGGCCAGCGCCAUGUCAUUCAGGCAGCGUAUGGCCCUGUUCACGCCUGCCGUAGCUUUUGUCACCAUAUACACGAGCGCUGCCAUGUUCAAUUUUGGCUACGAUGUUGGCGUUUUCAGUGGUCUUCAGGCCAUGGGCCCAUUCAAGAAAAGAUUCGGAAAGUGCGACGCAGAUGGCACUUGCAGUAUACCGUCCUACCUCUCUUCGGUCAUGAACUCGACGCCGUAUCUUGGAAAGCUCCUUGGAACUUGGGUCGCCGCUCCUUUGGCUGAGCGGUUCGGCAGAAAGAAGAGUUUACUCUUCAUCGCCGUUUGCUCAAUCAUUGGCACGGUACUACAGAUUGCUGCCACCACUGCAGCGCAAUUUACAGUUGGGCGCAUAACAUGCUACUUUAUGACCGGCAUAUGCAUGUUGAUGAUCCCAUCAUACCUCGCUGAGACUGCGCCACAAGAGCUACGCGGGCUCAUUGGAGGCCAGGUCCAAAUCCAGAUCAUGUUCUCCCAGGUCAUCGCUAAUCUCAUCAACUAUGGGACCAAGCAGUUGGACACUGAUGCUUGCUGGAUGAUACCCCUCGCCAUCCAAUUCGUGAUGCCUUCUAUCCUCAUAGCAGCGUAUCCCUUCCUGGUCGAAUCUCCAAGAUGGCUCAUAAGCCGUGGCAAUACGGAGGCCGCAUCCGCCGCACUGCGCAAGCUCCGCAAGAACACCGAUCCGCAGACCCUUGCCGAGGAACUGAGCGUCAUGCUCUACGCGCGAACCAACGAGGGCAAAGGCGGCUGGACCGAAGUCUUCACAGGCACGAACAAGCGCCGCGCCGGCAUCGCCAUCCUCGGCAUGCUCGCCCAGCAGCUCUCGGGCCAGAUCUUCACCUCGCAAUACGGCGUGCUCUUCUACCAACAACAAGGCUACACCAACUCGUUCGCGCUGGGCAUCUGCUACACGACGCUCCAAUUCGUCACCGCGCUGACCACCUCGCUCAUCGUCGACCGGGUGGGCCGACGUCCGCUCCUCCUCCUCGGUGGCCUCGCGCAAGCCACCUUCCUCUACCUCGUCGGCGGGCUCGGCACGAUCUCACGACCGAACCGGGCGGAAAAAGACGCGCUCGUGGCGGGGCUGAUGCUGUUCGGCGUGAGCUUCGGGCUGACGUGGGCGCCGCUCAGCUACAUCACCAUGGCGGAGGCGCCGGCGCGGCGCGUGGCGGAGAAGACGGCCAUGCUCGCCAACUCCGUGUCCAUCGCGUGCGCCUUCGCCAUCAGCUUCUCCGUGCCCUACCUCGUCAACGCCGACUACGCCGGCCUCGGCGCCCGCGUCGGCUUCCUGUACGGCAGCACCGCCGUCGCCGUCACCGCCCUGUGCUGGCUGUUCGUGCCCGAGAUGAAGGGCCGCAGCCUGGAGGAGCUGGACGCGCUGUUUGAGUUGGGGACGGCCACGAGGGCGUUUGGGAGCGCGGUCGUGCGCGUGGCUGGUGGUGGUGGUGGUGGUGGACGAGGAGAGGGCGAGGACGGUGAUGGGUUGGAAGUGGGCGCGGGGUCGGGGAAGGCGGGCAAGCUUGUUGUGGAGCAGGUGGAGAGGGCGUAA